Messenger RNA from Centruroides sculpturatus (bark scorpion), 1926 nucleotides. RefSeq names its product mitochondrial glutamate carrier 1-like. Gene Ontology annotation, molecular function: L-aspartate transmembrane transporter activity; L-glutamate transmembrane transporter activity. The record is from RefSeq and is a predicted model, not a curated record. Gene Ontology annotation, biological process: L-glutamate transmembrane transport; malate-aspartate shuttle; aspartate transmembrane transport. The transcript is spliced from 5 exons. Bases 135 to 542 code for a protein of 135 amino acids. Lineage: Eukaryota; Metazoa; Arthropoda; Arachnida; Scorpiones; Buthidae.
AUUUUAAACUAUUUGUAGCGGCCAAAGGAGCAGCAGAAGGUGAAACAGUGUUGGCAACAUCUGCAACAGCAAUAGCGUUAAAUCUAGUAAAAACCCGUGGAAUUUUAGGCCUGUACAGAGGCACUGCAGCAACAAUGCUUAGAGAUGUCAAUUUCUCUGUUGUUUAUUUUCCUCUUUUUGCACAUCUGAAUUCUUUGGGUCCACGUAGACAAGACGGAACAGGUGAAUCUGUCUUUUGGGUAUCAUUUCUUGCGGGAUGUGCAGCUGGUUCAACAGCAGCUUUUGCUGUAAAUCCUUUUGAUGUAGUGAAAACUAGAUUACAAGUACUAAAAAAAGGAAGAGGAGAGAUAACAUACAAUGGUAUCCCUGAUGCAUUCAGGAAAAUUUGGCAACUAGAAGGCACAACUGCUUUUUUCAAAGGUGCUGGCUGUCGAAUGAUAGUUAUUGCUCCUUUAUUUGGAAUUGCUCAGACAGUUUAUUAUUUAGGUGUUGCUGAGUGGCUGUUAGGACGUAAUAAAGAAAGUGGUGACACAGACAAUUAAAAUGGCAUUUCAAAAGAAGAGGAGAAGUAUCUUCCAUUUUUGAGAAUUUACAUCAGUUAAAAUGUCUAUUGUUUGUUAUAUUAGUAUAUUUUUAGAAGAAUAUAUUAUUUAGAGAUAAGGGAGAAAUGCUUUGCUGCUAAUUUAUUAAGUGCAGCUUGCAUAAACUUCUUAUUAAUAGCAUUCCUACUUUUUUUUAAAUUUGAAUUUCUAGCUGUAUAUUAGCAAUGACUUUUUACUAAAUUAGCAUUCCUUUAUUUUUAAUUACUUUUAGAAAGUUUAGUUACUGUAAGUUUAUGGGACUAAUUUUAAAAAAAAUGAACAAUUGUUUUCUUGAUUUGUACAAAAUAUAUAUUUUUGUAUAGCUUUGUUUUGAAAUUCUUUAGUGCUAAAGAUGCUAAUUAAUUAAUGAUGAGCAAAUUUUUCAAUGUUAACUAGCUGUUGUGUUGUUAAAUGUUGGCAAAAUAAUGCUAAUUUUUUUUUCUCCUGUAUACGAAACAAAAAACAUUCCAAAAAAAAUAAAUUAUAUAUCUAUAUACAUACAUAUAUUUAGCAAUAGAAUGAGACAAAUCAUAUUAAACUGUUGCAAAGUUAAAUUUUAUAUUAAUUUUAUAAUCUGUUGAUUAUGUGAAUCAUGUUGUUUAAUUUGAUGCACGCUGGCUUACUGUAUCGGUAGAGUAUGAGUAUAGCGUACCUAUAUUUUCAUAUAUCGAUGUAAGGCGUAAAUAUAAGUGAUCAGUAUCACACAAACAUUUCAGUUUUCAUUCAAGCUGUAGUAAAAUUUUAAAUCUUGGGAAAAAAUUCUAUUUUGAAUUGUUAUUUAUAAACACCAGCCAGAAAUGAAUUAUUUCACAUCAAUAAUUUACAUUCAAAUAGUGUGACAGGGACCAUUAAAAUUUUAAAAAAAUUACUAAAAUUUUGCUACAGUUUGUUUAAAUAAUCAUUUAUAAUAAUUUAAUUUUCACAUAAAAUCAUGUACCUAGUCAUGAUUUGCUUUUUUUGCAAGAAAGACAUUUGUUUGCACAAAAUCAAAAAUUUUAUCCUAGCAUUCCAAUUUAAAAAAUGUAUACAGUUUUAGUAUGUUAUUUUGACUAUAAAAUAUCUGAUGUAACUUGCUUAUGUAGCAGAAGAGUGAAACAUUUGUGAACAAUUCAACUAAAAGCACUUCUGUCAUUUACAGUCAUAGAGAUGUUUAUCAUAGCCUUGUGCCUUAAAUGUGUCUAUUGUAUUUUUAUUUGGAAAUAUUCAUUGGAACAAUACAUGUUUUGAACCAUUGUACUAGGCAUUAACAACUAGUCUCAAUCAGAUUUACAAAUGUUUAAACUAAAUCUGAUAUUGGUAUCAUGAACUGUACUAUUUGUAAUUAUAAUAAAAUCUUGUUGAAAAA